AUGAAUCUAGCAGACUAUAAUAGCUAUAUCUCAGUGGAGUCUUUGAUCUAGCUCUCAGCUGUUUGUUAUCUUUUUCUUGCUGUGUCCGUGCGUGUGUGUAGUGACUACUGACCUACCAGCCUAGCUAAGCCUGCACCGUGGAGACUAUUAGUGGAUCUAUGUUGGAGAGAGAGAGUACGAUGCAUAUCAUGUCUUUGCCAAACAUGCCUGGGUAUCCUCCUCACUACGCCAUGCCGGGCCCCACUGGCUCUACUUCGAUUGUACCUCCUCAGGCUUCAGAGCUGGAGCACAGUGUCUCCCCUCCACUUGUUGGCGGGCAGACAGGGAAUGGUGGCCCUCACGGGAGCAACCCUUCUGACAUGGAGGAAGACGACAAGGUUAAGCGUCCCAUGAAUGCCUUCAUGGUCUGGUCGAGGAAGAUGAGAAAGAAGAUUGCCGACGAGAAUCCAAAGAUGCAUAACUCUGAGAUCUCCAAGAGACUGGGAACCCAGUGGAAGGCUCUCUCCGAGGAGGACAAGCGACCAUUCAUAGAUGAGGCCAAGAGACUGAGAGAGGCACACAUGAAGAAGCACCCAAACUACAAAUACAAGCCAAAGAGAAAGAAGCAGACCCCAACCAACACCAGAAUCAUUCCAGGCAUAGGAAGCUGGCCACCCUACCAUCAGAGCAGGCACAUAGUACAUGCUGGGCACAUACCAUCGGGAGGAAGAUGGCAAUAUCCACAGGAGAGUGGCUAUUAUUACACUCCAGGGAAUGGACAGCAUAGCUAUUAUACUGGAUACAGUGGUGGGUACACGAGGUCGCCUACUGUCCCCAGCCCAAGCUACCACAGUUGGAACAACAUGACAGCUCCAUAUCCAAACACUGGACAGCAACACAGCCCACUGCCAACAGACUAUGCAACUGGAUCAUCAGUUCCAGUCACAAUGGGCCCUGGAGCCUGUGCUCAGCAAAGCACUACUGGCCCUCUCCAACAAUCCUGCAUAGUCAAUUCCUACAACGACCCCCUAAACACUUACUCUGCUGCCAUGUCCGUCCGUAGUAACAGCUCCCUUGCCUCUGUCCUUACCUCUCCUACAUCUCUAGUCUUCUCUGGAAUGGACUCUGCUCUAGGGAGUCCGCCCAAAGCAUCUUCUCCCGUUGAAAGCCUCGACUCUUACUCUGAAGUGAUCCUUAGCAAUUGCAAGGUCUCCGAUGACUGUACCAGUAUCCACAGCAAUGACUCUGGUGCCGAGAGCGACCUUCGCAACAUGAUCUCCACUUACUUGGAAGAGUCUAAUUCGUGUCCAGGUCCGACAGAAACCCCUCCGCCAAGUGGCUCCUCCAGACCACCCACUGCAGAGUUCAAGUUAUUAAAUGCAUCGGCACAAUGCACAGAUUUCAUAGCAAGUAAUUCAUCAAAUUUCACGAAUAGUGCUGAAUCUCUACUUGAUGGGGCAGGAGGUACUUUACCCCUACAGCACUUGAUGUAGGUCAACUAACCACCUCUCUAUCAUACAUUAGACUAAUAGUUUGUGUAGCUUUCCAGAACUAGAAAACUCUCUUUAUCUCCCUCACUCUCUUUCUACUAUUUUUCUUUUGUGUCAUACCCCUUUCAUACCUUUUCUAUUUUGUUUGUAUCUUUCUUUUUUUCUCCUUUUCUUUAAACAACCACAGUUUACUAUGCUC
This is a messenger RNA of Amphimedon queenslandica, 1668 nucleotides long. Its product is annotated as transcription factor Sox-2-like. Gene Ontology annotation, biological process: positive regulation of transcription by RNA polymerase II; cell differentiation. The record is from RefSeq and is marked predicted. Gene Ontology annotation, molecular function: RNA polymerase II cis-regulatory region sequence-specific DNA binding; DNA-binding transcription activator activity, RNA polymerase II-specific. Lineage: Eukaryota; Metazoa; Porifera; Demospongiae; Haplosclerida; Niphatidae. Gene Ontology annotation, cellular component: nucleus.